Conger conger (European conger) is the source of this 2356-nucleotide messenger RNA. Its product is annotated as ras-related protein Rab-35. NCBI's taxonomy places the organism in Eukaryota, Metazoa, Chordata, Actinopteri, Anguilliformes, Congridae. Gene Ontology annotation, cellular component: plasma membrane; endosome membrane. The record is from RefSeq and is a predicted model, not a curated record. The coding region runs from base 1344 to 1973 and encodes 209 amino acids. Gene Ontology annotation, molecular function: GTP binding; GTPase activity. The transcript has 7 exons. Gene Ontology annotation, biological process: endocytic recycling.
GGGAGGGAUCUGGAGAGAGAGGCACAUGAUUACCCAAGCGAAGUGACUCGAUUUUCAGGUGUGGCCUAAGGCGGCGGUCCCCCACCCUCAGGCAGCCCAAAGACCACGAACUUUCCUGAUCAACUUCUCCGGGAGUCGUCUUCACCGGCCAAGCGAUGCUAUCUAUUUGAGACGGACUCUCGAAGUAGUUUUUCUCCAUUUAAAUUGCCGUUUUAUUGAUCACCUCACAGCAGGUCGUUUAAAAACUACUGUUUAACAAACGUGGGAAGUGCACAGAAAGACCAAGAAAACUAUUGUUUGCUGGGCUAAGUUAGCUAGUUGGCUAACGUAUUGCUAAAUAUGAACUAUCGUUAGCUGAACCUAGCCAACUUGGCUUUCCUUGCUGUGUGAGCUAUCUACGAACAGGCGGGUUGCUGUUUGGUCUUUAUCAGAUCAGAACUUCGUCAAACCUGGCUAAGUGAAUCUUAUUUCAUGGUUAGGUCUGAAAUGAAGGAACCACCUGGAUGCAGGUAUGGAAGACCAAAGUGAAGGACUGAUAAACUAAAACUAAAAUAAAUAAAUAAAAAGACAGAUAUCUGUCUGGACUGACAGAUAUUACAGUGUUCAGUUCAGGGAUUAUUUCACCAUUAAUGCGUUUAUGCUUUCCAUUGUAUUUGCAUGGAAAGGUAGACAUCUUGCAAAUUAUAAAGUAGCUCAGAUUACAGUGUGGCGAGUGCAAUCGCAAGACCUGUUGUUCAUGGGAUUAAUUCACUAAAUGUUCCAUGAAAUAUGCACGUAUAUUUCCACGCUUAAAUGCACUCCAGUAUUCCAAAUCUUUUUUUCAAGUGUAUUACCAGUUGAAUAAAGGCACUAAAUUGCCCUUGGCAGUUCAGUCAAAGAAAACGGGCACUGGGUAGGCUGGUUGGAACCUCAUUUUGGGAAGAUGAUGAUAAUGCUACAUAAACUGAUGGACGUACAACUGGAACAAAUGUGAAUUGCCUGAACCACACCUUACUGGGAUUUCUGUUCUGGAGCUCCUGGGACCAACCUUCACUCAACAUACAACUGAAAAGAAAGUGAAAUUGAAUGACAAGGAUACGCUUCAGCAACUGAAACCACAAGGCAAGACAAACAGGCAACCGGAGGUUAAACAUGAAUUAGGUGCUGUAUAAUCGGGCAGGAGACAGAAUAUUGGAAUUACGUUGGACAUGCCACAAUCUACUGGACUGCGGUGGAAAUGAAAUAUUCCAUUAUACUGAACUGGGAAUUAAACCUUCUUAACUGGAAAUAAAGAACCUGGGAGACUCCAACCCUGGAAUUGCCUGCUGUGAUUAAAACAGUUUUUGACUGGAAUACAUAAGGAAAUGGCGGGGAAAGACUACAACCAUCUCUUCAAACUGCUCAUCAUUGGAGACUCAAAUGUGGGGAAAAGCAGUCUGCUGCUUCGAUUCGCUGACAAUUCUUUUUCAGGCAGCUACAUCACGACGAUCGGAGUGGACUUUAAGAUCCGCACGGUGGAUAUCGAUGGGGAGAGAGUCAAGCUGCAGAUCUGGGACACCGCAGGACAGGAGAGAUUCAGAACCAUCACCUCCACGUAUUAUAGGAACACCCAUGGUGUAAUCAUUGUAUAUGAUGUCACAAAUCAAGAAUCAUUCAUUAAUGUGAAGCGAUGGCUGAACGAGAUAUCCCAGAACUGUGACAACGUGUGUAAGAUUCUAGUUGGCAACAAGAACGACGACCCUACCAAAAAGCAGGUGGAGACCAUGGAUGCCCAGCGUUUCGGGGAAUCGGUGGGCGUGAGAGUCUUUGAAACAAGUGCCAAGGAAAACAUUAAUGUGGAAGAGAUGUUCAUGUCCUUCACGCACAUGGUCCUGCGGGCGAAGAAGGUGAGCCAGAGCCGCGCGGAGCGGGAGCGGGAGAGGGAGAAGGACACCGUGCACAUCAACUCGCACCGCGACCGCGACCGCAGGAAGAGGGGCAAGAAGUGCUGCUGAGAGUACUCUAGUGCCCAUUCACACUGACUCCAUUCAAUCCCAUAUUAACCCUAACAUUGCACUGAGAUGGUGUGGGCGUGGGCGUGGGUGUGGGGGGGUGCAGAACCACUGUUAUGUGCCGAAAUCUUUUCCUUUUUUUGUUAUUUUUUUUAUUGUUGGGGUUUCAUUUGUUUUACCGUUCAAAGGGAAGGGGUGGGGAUGCGCUGCAUAUUCUCGUCUUUACGGUUGUGGGAGCUGCGAGUUUCAUCAAUUAAAACAUGAAUUAGGAAAGACUAACGUGUCCGAGUGGUUUAACCAUGAACAGUGUGUGAAAUGUUCAUUUUAUUUUAAUAAAGAAAAUGCAAUAGCAGAAACAAAUUCAAAUAAACAGUAACCGCAAUAAA